AUGAUUUCCCACGUCUCCAAGUUUUUCAAGAACACAUCAGGUUUGGCUCCUAGUUUACCUAAAAGCACAGCUUAUUUUUGUAAUGUUUUGAACCAUGUCCAGCUUUCAAUCUUGAAUGUGUUGCCAUUUGUGGAGGGUCGUCUUCCGGUCAAGUAUCUUGGUGUACCUUUGGUUUCAACUCGUCUUACUUAUCAGGAUUGUAUUGUAUUAGUAGAAAGAGUUCGAAAUAGGGUUUUGGAUUGGAAGAACAAAUUCCUGUCUUUUGCUGGUCGUUUGCAAAUUGUACAAUCUGUUCUCUCUUCUAUGCAUGUGUAUUGGGCUUCGGUUUUUAUUCUACCAGCUAAGGUGAUUCAGAAGAUAGAAAAGAUCAUGCGGGGUUUUCUUUGGUCUCAAGGUACUUUACAGAAAGGAAAGGCUAAAGUGGCUUGGGAGGUUGUUUGCCUUCCUAAAACUAAGGGAGGUUUGGGGAUUAGACGGCUAGAUAUUUUUAAUAUUGCUCUUAUGUCCAGCCAUAUUCGUAGUAUUCUCACGUUGAAGGAGUCCCUUUGGGUUCGUUGGGUUCAUACUUAUAAAUUAAAGGGUCAAGGCUUUUGGGCGAUCCCUCUACGUGGAAAUUUGUCUUGGAGUUGGAGGAAAUUGCUUCAGAUUCGUCCUGUUGUUAGACCUUUCUUUUGGUUUAAGGUUGGUAAUGGUGAAAUAGCAAAUGCUUGGCAUGACAAUUGGUGUGAUUACUCUCCUCUUCUUAAUACGGUGACACCUAGAAUUAUUCAUAAUGCGGGAUAUACAUGUUAUCCAAAGUUUCACAUCUUGUUUCUGAUGGUGCUUGGAAUUGGCCUUCUGAGUGGGAUACUUUUUUGGAAGAAUGCUCAAGGUUGCUUAGUGGAUUAUUCGGUUGUUGGUGUUUGGGAUUCGAUCCGGACCAGAGAUGAUCCUGUUCGAUGGGUCCUUUGCUUUGUCCUUUAUGUGCUUUGCAAGCUGAUUCGCAUGCUCAUUUGUUUUUCGAAUGCUCUUAUUCUGAUCAAGUUUGGAAGGGGAUUAGUAUGUAUCCCAUUUUCAGUUUCGGUUUGGGAUGUUCUUAUUGAAGAUGUUAUUCUUUUGGCUAGAAAGAAGAAUGCUGAUAGUCUUAUUGUUCGGUUAGUAGUUUCAGCCUCUACUUAUUUCAUUUGUAAGGAAAAAAAUGAACGUUUAUUUGCUACUUCAACAAAAAAAAAAAGGUCGGCUCAACAACUUAUUCAAGUGAUUGUUACUACUGUUCGCUUAAAGCUCAUGACUUUUCGGUUCAAGCAGAAUUCUAGAGUUCGUCAUCUUUUUGACAUUUGGAAGCUCCCAACUACUUUAGUUAAUGGUGUAUAG
Erigeron canadensis is the source of this 1353-nucleotide messenger RNA. RefSeq lists its product as uncharacterized. Bases 1 to 1353 code for a protein of 450 amino acids. NCBI's taxonomy places the organism in Eukaryota, Viridiplantae, Streptophyta, Magnoliopsida, Asterales, Asteraceae. The record is from RefSeq and is a predicted model, not a curated record. The transcript is spliced from 3 exons.